Molecule: messenger RNA, 534 nt
Organism: Knipowitschia caucasica
Lineage: Eukaryota; Metazoa; Chordata; Actinopteri; Gobiiformes; Gobiidae
Source: the annotation of a GenBank genome assembly
AUGUGGACGUCACUCUCUGCUCUGACCAUGUGGACGUCAUUCUCUGCUCUGACCAUGUGGACGUCACUCUGCUCUGACCAUGUGGACGUCACUCUCUGCUCUGACCAUGUGGACGUCAUUCUCUGCUCUGACCAUGUGGACGUCACUCUCUGCUCUGACCAUGUGGACGUCACUCUCUGCUCUGACCAUGUGGACGUCACUCUCUGCUCUGACCAUGUGGACGUCACUCUCUGCUCUGACCAUGUGGACGUCACUCUCUGCUCUGACCAUGUGGACGUCACUCUCUGCUCUGACCAUGUGGACGUCACUCUCUGCUCUGACCAUGUGGACGUCACUCUCUGCUCUGACCAUGUGGACGUCACUCUCUGCUCUGACCAUGUGGACGUCACUCUCUGCUCUGACCAUGUGGACGUCACUCUCUGCUCUGACCAUGUGGACGUCACUCUCUGCUCUGACCAUGUGGACGUCACUCUCUGCUCUGACCAUGUGGACGUCCCCCUCUGCUCUGACCAUGUGGACGUCACUCUGCUCUGA